Tilletiopsis washingtonensis is the source of this 2366-nucleotide messenger RNA. Its product is annotated as putative MET13-putative methylene tetrahydrofolate reductase. Gene Ontology annotation, biological process: tetrahydrofolate interconversion. Bases 268 to 2124 code for a protein of 618 amino acids. Lineage: Eukaryota; Fungi; Basidiomycota; Exobasidiomycetes; Entylomatales. The record is from RefSeq and is a predicted model, not a curated record. The transcript has 7 exons. Gene Ontology annotation, cellular component: cytosol. Gene Ontology annotation, molecular function: FAD binding; methylenetetrahydrofolate reductase [NAD(P)H] activity.
CCCAGGACUGGCAAUCCUUCUCACCACCUCAUCACCCCCUUCCCUCCGCUCCGGCCUUCCCUCGACGCAGCCCAUCCUGCCUCCGAGCGCGUCUUCCCUUCGCCGCCACUGCCUGCAGCUCUUGCUGCUGCGGCUGUCGCUCACGCAUUAGCCCUUGCCGUAUCUAUCUUCGCCGCGCGGCCUGCCCGUUCCGCGCCCACUUUGGCCAACUGCCGCACACGCCGCCCGCCUCACCAGCCCUCAUCCCUCCAAGCCGCUUGAUCCAACAUGGUGACUGCGACCAACACGCCGCCGUCGCCCGCGCUUGCGUCUCCGGGCUCAGGGCGGCAGGAGGCCGACACUGACUGGCGCAUCACGACGAAGAUCGCCAAGGCGGAGGCUGAGGGCCGUGUCUGGUGGAGCUUCGAGUACUUCCCGCCUCGCACUGCGCAAGGCCUCACCAACCUCUAUGACCGCAUCGAGCGCAUGGCCGACCUCGGCCCCGCCUUUGUGGACAUCACCUGGAACGCCGGCGGGCGCACGUCGGACCUCACGGCCCAGCUUGUCAAGACGGUGCACACGUACAUCGGUCUCGAGACCUGCAUGCACCUGACGUGCACCAACAUGCCCCGCUCCAAGGUCGACGUGGCCCUGCGCGAGGCCAAGGAGUUUGGCUGCCGCAACAUCCUGGCGCUGCGGGGCGAUCCGCCGGCCGACGGCGGCGCCUGGCAGCGCCACGAGGCGGGCUUCGAGUACGCAAAGGAGCUCGUGGAGUACAUCCGUGAGCACUACGGCGACUACUUCGCCAUCGCCGUUGCCGGAUUUCCCGAGGGCCACCCCGAGGCGCAGGAGGGCCGCGAUCUCGAGAUGGAGCGCCUCAAGGAGAAGAUCGAUGCCGGCGCCGACUUCAUCUUCACGCAGAUGUUCUACGACUACGACAUCUUCGAGCGCUGGGUGAAGAGUGUGCGCGCAGCCGGCAUCACCUGCCCCAUUGUGCCGGGCGUCAUGCCCAUCCAGACGUACGGAGGCUACCAGCGCGCUACGGCCCGCUUCCGCACUGAGGUGCCGCAGUACUUCCACGACGCGCUCGACCCCAUCAAGGACGACGACGCCAAGGUGCGCGAGGUGGGCACCAAGCUGGUCGGCGACAUGUGCCGCAAGAUCGUCGACCCCAAGAACGGACUCGGCAUCUCGGGCCUGCACAUCUACACGAUGAACCUCGAGCGCGGCUCGCGCAUGCUCCUCGACUACCUCGGCCUCUCGCCCAGUGUUCAGCAGACGAAGACGCUGCCGUGGACGCCCUCCCUGACGCCGAAGCGGCGUGACGAGGGCAUUCGCCCGAUCUUCUGGGCGAACCGCGCCAAGUCGUACGUGGACCGGACGGAGACGUGGGACGAGUUCCCCAACGGACGCUGGGGCGACGCGCGCUCGCCGGCGUACGGCGACGUGGACGCGUACGGCGUGAAGCUGCGCUACUCGAACACCGAGGCGGUUGAGCUGUGGGGCAAGCCUGAGAGCCUGGACAAUGUGCGCGACCUCUUUACGCGCUUCUGCGAGGGCAAGGUCAAGGCGCUGCCGUGGAGCGAGACGGGCAUCGCCAAGGAGACGAGCGUCAUCGACGAGAAGCUGCGCGCCAUGAACCGGCGCGGCUACCUGACGAUCAACUCGCAGCCGGCCGUUGAUGGCGCCAGAAGCGAUGACCCCGUCCAUGGAUGGGGCCCCAAGCACGGCUACGUGUACCAGAAGGCCUAUCUGGAGUUCUUCGUCGCCCCAGACCAGGUCGACGCCCUCAUCUCCCGCAUCGAGCGGGACCCGCAGAUGACCUACCACGUCGUCAACGCACGCGGCGACAUGCGCACGAAUACCACGAGCGAGGCGCCGUGUGCCGUGACGUGGGGCUGCUUCCCGCACCAGGAGAUUGUGCAGCCGACCAUUGUCGAGUCCAUCUCCUUCCUGGCGUGGAAGGACGAGGCGUACGAGAUUGGGCGCCACUGGGCGCGCGUGUACGAGGAGGGCAGCGCCACGCGCCAGCUCCUCGAGCAGCUGUUCGACGGCUGGUUCCUGGUCAACGUGGUGCACAACGACUUCAAGAACGCCGACGCCAUCUUUGCGCCCUUCCUCGGCGACGAGGCGCCCGCCGCCUAGGCGCAGCACCCGGCCGCUGCGCGCCGUCCGCAUCAACUGCGGCGGUCCACGUCUGUGGCCUCAGCCCUCGGCCCCCCGCUCGCCCAGCCCGCUAUUGCUCCAUCUGCCCUCGCCCCCUAGUGCCUCUCCCGAAGCUUCCCUGUCACCUGAGUCUCAACGCAUUCAUACACCCCAUCAGCAUACAGCACAUGUACCACCACAUCAGCUUCAACCGCUUGCCGGCUCAACCCAUCCGUUCAUAG